This is a messenger RNA of Frankliniella occidentalis (western flower thrips), 964 nucleotides long. RefSeq names its product V-type proton ATPase subunit e 2. Gene Ontology annotation, molecular function: proton-transporting ATPase activity, rotational mechanism. The transcript has 4 exons. Gene Ontology annotation, cellular component: plasma membrane proton-transporting V-type ATPase complex; proton-transporting V-type ATPase, V0 domain. The coding region runs from base 122 to 376 and encodes 84 amino acids. The record is from RefSeq and is a predicted model, not a curated record. Lineage: Eukaryota; Metazoa; Arthropoda; Insecta; Thysanoptera; Thripidae. Gene Ontology annotation, biological process: proton transmembrane transport.
ACCCUUGCUCGAUCCCCUCUUCUCAUGUGACUUUCAGUCAGCUGUCGUGCAGGUGUUAUCAGUCAUAAGUUUACAGAAUUAAUACAUAUUCUUGACAUCUGCCUUUGACUUUUUCGUUACAAUGGGUGCUUCCCUAAUUCCUGUAAUUAUUUUCACAUUGUUGUGGGGUGUUGUUGGCAUUGUUUUGCCUUUCAUUGUUCCCAAAGGACCCAAUCGAGGUAUCUUCCAGUUGGUUCUCAUAUUAACAGCUUCAACAUGUUGGCUAUUUUGGUUGUGCUGUUACAUGGCACAAAUGAAUCCUCUAAUUGGACCAAAGCUGUCGAACAGGACUCUUCUUCUAAUGUCAAGAGCAUGGGAUGGCAAGGUUCCUACUUAAAUAUCUGCAAGCUUUCUACAAAAUUAUCAUGAACAAACCAUCAACUGUUCUUAAUCAGCUUUGUUGAUAUUUUUAUGUUUCUCUGGGAAAUUAUGGUUGUUAAAACAUUCCAUCAUAGCUCAAAUGGGUAGAGACUUUCGUCAACACUCCCUACCACUGUAAAAUGAAGUAUCAAUAGUUCAGUAUUUGCUUAAGCUGGUUGUAAUGGUCAGGAAGCAAGGUUACCCAAGUAUAUUUCAUGAACUUUUUUUCUUUGUACUGUAUAUAGUCCUUCUUGUGUAUGAUUGUAUAUUUAUCGGAAUUUAAAGAAAUCGAAUGUGUGUUGUUCUAGAUGUAUGGUUUUAUGUGCAUUUGAAAUUUUGCUUGGAGUUUCAGAAUUUGGUGAUGUCUGCCAGUGAAGUAAGUGUUUAGUUCUUGAUGAUAGAGAAUCAAUUCAAUGUACUUACCAUUACAGAAAAAUUCUAUUAAUUCGGCUAGUGUGCAAUGUAAUAUAUCACUAAAAUUUCAAGUUAAAUUUGUUCGUAAAUUAGAAUUUUCUGGAUCUAUUUAAUUGCUUUUGACCACAAAUAAAAUCAAUCAAUAACGGAA